Molecule: messenger RNA, 1501 nt
Organism: Drosophila gunungcola (fruit fly)
Lineage: Eukaryota; Metazoa; Arthropoda; Insecta; Diptera; Drosophilidae
Exons: 2
Coding region: 100-885 (261 amino acids)
Biological process (GO): DNA integration
Molecular function (GO): nucleic acid binding
Source: RefSeq, a predicted model, not a curated record
UCACGGCUAGGAUUUACAGAGACGCUAACGACUGAUAAUGGUAGGCAAUUUGUAAGCGCUAAGUUCAAAAGUUUUUGCCACACAAACGGAAUUAAAUUAAUGCCUACACCUCCCUACUGGCCCCAGGCUAACGGCGAAGUAGAGAACAUAACCCGAUCUCCUGUGAAACGUUUAAAGAUAGCUCACGCGAAUAACGACAGCUACAAGAAAGAAAUCCAGAAAUUCGUAUUGAUGUACAAUGUUACUCCACACGGUACCACAGGCGCUCCACCGACGGAACUAAUGUUCAACAGGGUGAUUAGGGAUAAAAUUCCUAGCAUCCAGGAUCUUGUUGGCGUGAUGGCAGACUCAGAGGAAAAAGGCAGGGAUCUGCUGGAAAAAGAAAAAGGAAAACAGUAUGCAGACAAAUCCAGGAGCGCGGGAAACUUGGAUAUUCGAAUUGGCGACAAAGUACUUUUAAAGAACGUAGUAUUCCCACACAAAUUGACACCUACAUUUGAUACGACCACUUAUGAGGUUACUAAGCGAGAAGGAAAUGUUGACCAGAUACUCGGGGGUGGUAAGACGUACACCAGAAACGUUGGUCAUUUAAAAAAGAUAGUAGAGACUAAAUCGUCUAUGUCGACAAAUCCGAUGGACGUCGACGCAGACUCCUUUCCUUCAACUUCGAUAUCUUUACAGCCAACAACAGAGACUUUAAGCUCACAGGAUGUCUCGAAAUUCUAUGCUUUAACGGGACAGGAGGAUUCGAUGUCUAGUAAGCAGCAUAUACCAAACGAGGACCUGAGACUCCGUCUAAAGAAAAAGGAAGGGGUGUGGCGACCUGUACCAGCAGAGAGCGACGCUAAGGAGAAGAGUAAUGUUCUCUUCCUAUCUCCACAGUAGGUUUGGCUGGUACUUUGCCAAUCCGUUGGCAACGCCUUAUUAUUAGUUCCAGAGUCACCGACCAGAGCGGAUGGUCAAUAAAGAAUAUAAUUAUCAGUUGAUAUAAAGUGUUUUCAUUCAGUGGGAGAUCAUGGUCUUUACACUGGCGACGAGAAUAAAACCGGAGAUUAAGUUUGUACUAACCUUUUGCAAGAAAAAGAUAAUCGAAUCGAUUAAAUCAGCAAACUUUAAGUGUGCAAAAGAAAUGAAUAAUUAUGACGGAGCUGAAACCUUUUCUAUGCCAGGCGAUGGACAAGGCGCUAUGCCGUACGGAGUGGGAAAUGUGGCUGCGCGCAUUUACUAUAUAUGUGGACACGAAGGAGAUCACAAAUGUGUAUAAAAAGAGGAAUAAACUCCUUCACUUGGGUAGACCUCAGCUUCAGGCGGUUGUGUAUAGCAUUCCCGGCGCCUUGAUACCAUACGAUACGACGACAAGGCUAAAAAUGACGUGUUUACUCCUUUGGUAAGCAAACUAAAUGAGAAUUUUUCACCGCUGCGAAAUUUCGCGUUCGAAAGGCACCUGUUUCGAUCUAUGACACCGGUGGAGGGAGAAGGUUUUACGGAGUUUUUACUUAGA